CUACCCACGACUUAUCACGAUACAGAAUGAGGUUACGCUGAGACUGCGGACAAGCUUGCCGGUGGGCAGACAUGACAGGGAAGAGCCUCCUGCUGAAGGUGAUCCUGCUGGGAGACGGUGGAGUGGGGAAAAGCUCCCUAAUGAACCGUUACGUGACCGACCGCUUCGACUCGCAGUCCUUUCACACCAUCGGCGUGGAGUUCCUGAACCGGGACCUGGAGGUGGACGGACGCCUGGUCACGCUGCAGAUCUGGGACACAGCAGGUCAGGAACGCUUCAAGAGCCUGCGAACGCCGUUCUACCGCGGUGCCGACUGCUGCCUUCUCACGUUCGCCGUGGACGACCUGCAGAGCUUCCAGAACCUGGGCUGCUGGAAGAAGGAGUUCAUGUAUUACUCGGACGUACGCGACCCAGAGCGCUUUCCCUUCGUGGUGUUGGGAAACAAGGUGGAUAAAGAGGAGAGGGAGGUGGGUCAGGAUGAAGCCCGGGCCUGGUGCGAGGAGAACGGCUGCUGCCCGUACUUCGAAACCAGCGCCAAGGACGACACCAACGUGGCCGCUGCUUUCGAGGCGGCCGUCCGCGAGGUGCUGGCCAGCGAAGAUCCCAUCGACCACGCUUUGCUGAGUAGCACCAUCGAUCUCCAUGGCAACCGCAAAGCGCCACGGUUCUCCUGCUGCUGAAUCAUCCUCAAAAUCCCCGUUUGCUCUCGGAUCCAUCCGUGCCGGCUCUCCCCCUGGCUCGGUCAAACUCUCUCACUAGCCUCUUGAGAGCUAAGGAUUCUCCACAGGCGCUGCACGCCUCUGAAUCUUAUGUAGUCCUGUGGUCACUGAGCUCUGUAUGUAACACAGGUAAAAAACUAUAUUACAAUGGUACUGUACUAUUACCAAUAGUGUUUUGUGUGUAUCCGCUUCCUUCAGUGCAGCACAAACCACAUCUUACUCUCGUCUUUUCCCGCCAAAGCCUUGUUUGCUUCUGACUCGUAGGUUCUCUCUAAAGAUGUAGCUUUCCCGUCCCUGAGGUCACGGGCGGGGGUCCGGACCAUCUCGUUCACUACCUUCCCGAUUUCCAAGGUCACGGUGGCGUUUGCGCUGCAACUCCGUUUUCCCAGAACUGUUUCGGAAUAUCGCUACUUCUGCGACCUCAGAGCUUCUCCCCGCGAUGUGAACGGAUCGUUUGUCUGAUUAGGGUACUGGCAGUGAUGGAUAUGCUCUAACGCUGAGAUCUGGUAUCUCAUGAAAAACAAACAAACAAACAAACAAACAAAACAAGGGCCUAUUUAAUGUAUUAUAUUACUGCGUCUGGAUUAUGUAUGUUGUAAGGGAAAAGGAACCCUUAAAUGACAUGGUACUGAAAGGUUCAGAGUUUGUGUGUCUGCAGUUUAAUUAUUAUUAUGUUUUGAGUUACACUGAAUAUAAGGGCAUUUCUGUUGAUGUUUCUUAUUGUUUAAAAUUGUUUGAAAUUUGAUCACAUCUCUUGGUUUGGCAGUCUUGCAUGCAAAAAUGAGUGGAUUAUGUUGAAUCUCUGUUGAAGUUCAUGCUCCAAUUCCCCAGUCUCUGCAUUGUGUGUGUGUGUGUUGAGGGCAUGAGAGAGACAGACAUAGGCUCGUUAAACCUCCCUCUGUGUUACGCUACCCAGGGACUGUCCCAUGGUUUGAGUACAUCGUCAUUUCUCUCAAGAGCACAUAUGGAACUUAACGAGUGAUUUUUGGCAGGGCAGCGUUUGUAGGAAUUUGAUUGGACUUUCGUAGAUGAAGCUAAUAUGAACAAUGAGUUGGUGCUGCCCUAGUCUUGUCUUGGCUAUUCUAGAACAUUCCAGUUUGUGAAUGAACAAUGAUUUUUUUUUUUAAUAAUCAGGUAAUCCCUCCUGUCAAACCGGUUUAACCAGAACACAAGUAUUACAAUUUUCCCGUCCACCUUGUGUUGGAUUUUUAAUCGCUUAUUUAGUGCUAUUCGCAGCGAUUUACUGAGAAUUUUCUGAUUAUUUUGGAGGAGAAUGCACAGAGUGUUUGUAUAAGUACAUAUUUGGUACGGUUUCAUGAUGUUGAACGAAUCGACAUUUUAUGCUCUUGUCAACAUCUUGUGCCCUUCAGUGUCCUGUGUGGUCGAAAUCAUGCCUCUGAUCUCUCAAACCGCCCGAAGAAAACGCACUGUAUUGACUGGCGUAGAGAUUUAAUUAAGGGGUCGUAACACAUAUCUUUGCUAACAUUAGCUGUCAAUAUGCGUGAGAAUAUCGAUUAUCAUGUGUACCCUAAUCAUUCAGUGUUUUCUGUUUGGAGUUUGCUCAUUUCCCAGAUGGAAAACCGUUGCGUACUCAGUGUUCAAUUAAUAUGCAGUAUUGUCUUCAUUUUGUUCAGAUUUGGACAUUGCAUGUAAGUUUCUUCAAACUUCACGACAUUUUUGUUCUUUCUCUCUGUCUUCUCUGAACCAUUUACUGGUCCUCUGCUUCCUUCGCUGAAGCCUUCGUUAGUGUUUUAUGAGAACGGUACACUGUGAAAAAAGAUACGGUUCAAUUACUUUUUCCCCCUCACGGGUCUCAUGGUACCUAUAAAGCUAUUCGUCUCUCAGUGCUGAAAACAGGUGUCUAGAAUGAUGUUACUAAUGGUGUUUGUAAACUGACGGCACUGAGCGACGUUAUUCAGUCGGUAUUAACAUUGUAAACGGUUCCUUUAUCGUAUUAUAUUUAUGAUAGACAGUUACAUUUUCACCCUUUCCGUGUUACAGUAAGGCCUGUAAAAGAAUCAGUAAUAACUGUUCAGUUACACUUCAGCAGAUCUGAAUAUUUAAAACUUUUUUGGGCUAGUUAGCCAAUCAGAUGUCAGCAUGUUCCAAUAAUUAUUUUCCGGAUAUGUUUGAGUCUAGGUGAUGCUGUAACAUUCAGAUAACCCACAGGAUUCUGUUGUUUGUAGCCAUACUUGCCAAUGAUAUCAUUUGCAACCAAACUGUGUGUGUGUGUUCAAAGUGCUUUUGAGUGUCAUACACAAGUGACUGUCAGCAUGGUCACCAUUCAAAUGAAUGUAAGCAGUUGUCCCACCCCCUUGGCUUUCCUCUCAGCAUCGUCACAAGGAAAUCUAAAAGUGUACGCUUUGAUGGGCUAUUCAGUUAUAAACACGGUGUUUACUGACAAUGUAGAAAUUUGCUGUCUCCAAUGCCAAAAA
Molecule: messenger RNA, 3154 nt
Organism: Chanos chanos (milkfish)
Lineage: Eukaryota; Metazoa; Chordata; Actinopteri; Gonorynchiformes; Chanidae
Gene: rab9b
Product: RAB9B, member RAS oncogene family
Exons: 2
Coding region: 72-680 (202 amino acids)
Biological process (GO): Rab protein signal transduction; retrograde transport, endosome to Golgi
Cellular component (GO): lysosome; phagocytic vesicle; late endosome
Molecular function (GO): GTP binding; GTPase activity
Source: RefSeq, a predicted model, not a curated record